Molecule: messenger RNA, 1266 nt
Organism: Phaeoacremonium minimum UCRPA7
Lineage: Eukaryota; Fungi; Ascomycota; Sordariomycetes; Togniniales; Togniniaceae
Product: putative nadph dehydrogenase protein
Exons: 1
Coding region: 1-1266 (421 amino acids)
Cellular component (GO): intracellular anatomical structure
Molecular function (GO): NADP binding; FMN binding; NADPH dehydrogenase activity
Source: RefSeq, a predicted model, not a curated record
AUGAAGAAGCAGCAAUUGAAAGAUGGUGGGAUCCUUGGCCUUGAGAACAAAGCUGCACCAGAUGCCCCCUAUUUCACACCCAUACAGGAUCCUCCAGCGGGCACGGCCCUGAAUCCUCAACCGAGUGGAAAGCCUCUCCCAAAGCUUUUCACGCCGCUGAAGAUUCGUGGGGUGGAAUUUCAAAACCGCAUCAUGGUCAGCCCGAUGUGUCAGUAUAGUGCUCUCGACGGCUUCCAUACCCCGUGGCAUACCACGCAUUAUGGCGGGAUCAUCCAGAGAGGGCCAGGUUUGACGAUAGUGGAGGCAACUGCUGUACAAGCCAAUGGCCGAAUCACACCCGAAGACUCGGGAAUCUACCUCGACUCUCACGUCUUCUCGCUCAAGCCACAUGUAGAGUUUGCCCACUCGCAAGGCCAAAAGAUUGGAAUCCAAUUGGCACAUGCCGGACGAAAGGCCAGCACAGUCGCACCGUUUCUAUCUUCCAGCGCAUUAGCUACCAAAGAUGUGAGGGGAUGGCCUGACGAUGUCGUGGGCCCGUCAGCAAUUCCUUUUAGUGAUGCGCUUGCCACUCCCAGAGAACUAACUCUGGCUGAGAUCGAGGAGCUGAAAGCCGACUUCAUUCGCGGCGCCCAACGCGCUGUACAAGCAGGCUUCGACGUUAUUGAGAUUCAUAAUGCCCACGGAUAUCUCCUUUACGAAUUCCUCUCGCCGAUCAGCAAUAAGCGCACUGAUCAAUACGGAGGCAGCUUCGAGAACCGCGUGAGGCUUACCUUAGAAGUUGCUGAGGGCAUUCGACAGGCAAUACCAGAAGACAUGCCCCUGUUCGUUCGAAUAAGCGCGACGGAUUGGCUCGAGGAAGUCGAAGGCUUCGAUAGUGGGAGCUGGACAGUCAAGGAUGCCGCGAAGCUGGCGCCACUGCUGGCAGAACGAGGGGUGGACCUUCUGGAUGUGUCCAGUGGUGGCAAUUCCCCUUUGCAGAAGGUUAAAGGUGGACCGGGCUAUCAGGCACCGUUUGCAAAGGAAAUCAAGAAAGCUGUGGGCGAUAAAAUGUUUAUCAGUGCCGUUGGAAAUAUUAACGAUGGAAAGCAAGCGGAGAACCUCCUCACGGAAGACACACCCAUAGAUGUGAUUAUGGCUGGGAGGCCCUUCCAGAAAAACCCUGGACUUGUUUGGUACUGGGCAGAUGACCUAGAUACCAGUAUCUAUGUUGCUAGCCAAAUUGGCUGGGGAUUUGGGGGACGAGGUACAAGGAAAUCGAGGAUCUGA